Vicia faba (fava bean) is the source of this 765-nucleotide messenger RNA. The record is from the annotation of a GenBank genome assembly. NCBI's taxonomy places the organism in Eukaryota, Viridiplantae, Streptophyta, Magnoliopsida, Fabales, Fabaceae.
AUGGGGAGAGCGCGAGAGCGUCCGAAGAAUCCGGUGUCGCCGUCGUCUGACCCUGAAUAUUCUCCGCGCAAUGUUUCUAUGGUUGUGGCAAACAUCUCUGCACACCAAAGGUCUCUGAGUCAACAAGCUAGUACAAGUAAAUUGGAGGAAGAGGCGGUUGAAGUAGUAGCUGAAUCUGCUGAAACCCUAAGCCCAAAAUCUGAUAAUCUUCUGCAUCUUCCUCUGUACCUUUGGGGGGAUAAAAGCUUGAACAAGAUUGGAAAUACUCUUGGUAAUCCUAUUGUCACUGAUGAGUGUACAACUAAUAGGCUUCGAGUAUCCUAUGCUAGAAUUUUGGUGGAAAUGAAUAUAACGAAGGAGCUUCCUAAGGUCAUUACUAUCAGAGAUCAAGAUGGAGAAAAAAUGCUGCGACCUAUUGAGUAUGAGUGGAUGCCUCUCUUCUGUGGGAAAUGCCAAAAUAUUGGUCACAACUGUGACAAAUCUAAACCUAAAACUAUGCAAUGGAAGCCAAAAUCCAGCCCUAUUGAGGAGAUAAAAGUUCCAAUUAUGGUGCAAGACAAAAACAAAGUGAUUGAGAAAGAAUUGGCUAUGGAGCAUGCUUCUGAUGUGGAUCAAAAUUGGAUAGCAAUUAAUAAAAGUGGUAAGGAUAGGGGCAAGAAACAUAUUCAAGGUAUCUCUCAAGAUCUUAAGCUUGUUUGUGGAAAUGGAUUUGAUGCUCUAGGGAUUUUAAAUGACCUCCUAGAGUUUCAAAAUAAUGAUCAAUGA